Gekko japonicus is the source of this 1500-nucleotide messenger RNA. RefSeq names its product potassium channel, voltage gated shaker related subfamily A, member 2 (gene KCNA2). Gene Ontology annotation, biological process: potassium ion transmembrane transport; protein homooligomerization. The transcript has a single exon. Gene Ontology annotation, molecular function: delayed rectifier potassium channel activity; protein binding. Lineage: Eukaryota; Metazoa; Chordata; Lepidosauria; Squamata; Gekkonidae. Gene Ontology annotation, cellular component: axon terminus; juxtaparanode region of axon; voltage-gated potassium channel complex. The coding region runs from base 1 to 1500 and encodes 499 amino acids. The record is from RefSeq and is a predicted model, not a curated record.
AUGACAGUUGCUACUGGAGACCCAACAGAUGAAGCAGCAGCUUUGCCUGGUCACCCUCAGGACACCUAUAACCCAGAGACUGACCAUGAAUGUUGUGAAAGGGUGGUAAUUAACAUCUCAGGACUGCGGUUUGAAACCCAGCUGAAGACACUGGCUCAGUUUCCAGAGACCUUGUUAGGAGACCCUAAAAAGAGAAUGCGGUAUUUCGAUCCUCUCCGGAAUGAGUAUUUCUUUGACCGAAACCGACCCAGCUUUGAUGCCAUUUUGUACUACUACCAAUCUGGUGGCAGGCUGCGGCGGCCUGUUAAUGUGCCCUUAGACAUUUUCUCAGAAGAGAUAAGGUUUUAUGAACUUGGAGAAGAAGCUAUGGAGAUGUUCCGGGAGGAUGAAGGUUACAUCAAAGAAGAAGAACGGCCUUUACCAGAAAAUGAGUUUCAGAGACAAGUAUGGCUGCUGUUUGAGUACCCAGAAAGCUCUGGACCAGCCAGGAUUAUAGCAAUUGUCUCUGUCAUGGUCAUUUUGAUUUCAAUUGUAAGCUUCUGCCUGGAAACUUUGCCUGUGUUCCGGGAUGAGAAUGAAGACAUGCCUGGUGGCAGUAGCAAUCCAAGUCCUUAUUCGAAUAACACUUUUGGAUCUCAGCAGCAAACAUCUUUUACAGACCCUUUCUUUAUAGUAGAGACUCUCUGCAUAAUUUGGUUCUCUUUUGAAUUUUUGGUGAGAUUCUUUGCCUGCCCCAGCAAAGCUGGGUUUUUUACCAACAUCAUGAACAUCAUUGACAUUGUAGCUAUCAUCCCUUACUUCAUCACACUUGGAACAGAACUGGCUGAGAAACCAGAAGAUGGCCAACAAGGUCAACAGGCAAUGUCUCUAGCCAUCCUUCGAGUGAUCCGUCUGGUGAGGGUGUUCAGGAUUUUCAAACUCUCCAGACAUUCCAAAGGAUUGCAGAUCCUGGGACAAACCCUUAAAGCCAGCAUGAGGGAACUGGGCCUCUUGAUAUUUUUCCUCUUCAUUGGUGUCAUCCUGUUCUCCAGUGCUGUCUACUUUGCAGAGGCUGAUGAGAGCGAAUCUCAGUUUCCCAGCAUUCCUGAUGCUUUUUGGUGGGCAGUGGUUUCCAUGACAACAGUUGGCUAUGGAGACAUGGUUCCCACCACCAUAGGUGGAAAAAUAGUUGGUUCCUUGUGUGCCAUUGCAGGUGUAUUAACAAUUGCCUUACCAGUGCCGGUUAUAGUGUCCAAUUUCAACUACUUCUAUCACCGUGAGACAGAGGGAGAGGAGCAAGCUCAAUACUUGCAAGUCACCAGCUGCCCAAAGAUCCCUUCUUCCCCUGACCUAAAGAAAAGCAGAAGUGCCUCCACUAUUAGUAAGUCUGAUUAUAUGGAGAUACAAGAAGGUGUGAAUAAUAGUAAUGAGGACUUUAGAGAGGAGAACUUGAAAACUGCAAAUUGCACCCUAGCGAACACAAACUAUGUUAAUAUAACCAAAAUGCUAACUGACGUCUAG